Messenger RNA from Trypanosoma brucei brucei TREU927, 1263 nucleotides. RefSeq lists its product as hypothetical. Gene Ontology annotation, cellular component: mitochondrion. Gene Ontology annotation, molecular function: nucleic acid binding; protein methyltransferase activity. Bases 1 to 1263 code for a protein of 420 amino acids. The transcript has a single exon. NCBI's taxonomy places the organism in Eukaryota, Euglenozoa, Kinetoplastea, Trypanosomatida, Trypanosomatidae. Gene Ontology annotation, biological process: protein methylation. The record is from RefSeq and is a predicted model, not a curated record.
AUGCGUCGAUGGCUGCGUAACGUUCGUGGGGGAUUACUUCAUCCUCGGGCAGCACGGCUUAUGGUUUCCUGUGGGAAGACUCAUGGCCUGCACAUGGUCUCUACUGUUAGUAGAAACACUGAAACUGAAGAUGAAGAAAUUAGGGACAACGAAUCGUUUCCACAUCAAGAUGAUGAUGACGAGUCCGUGACGGAAAUAAGCGAGGAGAUGAUGCGAUCUCUUCCGAAAGCUCCUCCGAAACUGAGGUCAGCGGGGUCACUACUCUCCACCGAAGAGCAGGAGCAACUUACAAGGAUGAUUUUCAAGGCGCACUAUGCGGGGGAAGGGAUGGGGGAAAACGAUCGAGCGAUGUGGUACCAAAGUGCACUGGAGAUCCAUUGGCUGGAGGAAUGGGCGUACGAGGAAUUUGACGGGCAAACACAAAGGGAUGUGGCACGUCGUGCCGUGAAGAAGGCAGUUCUUCAGCGUGUGGAUCUACACAAACCGCUUGCUUAUAUUAUUGGGCACCAGCCAUUUUACGGUUGUGAUAUUCGUUGUUCCCCACCUCUCCUUUGUCCGCGACCGGAAACAGAGAUGUGGACCCAUUGGCUCGUUCGCACAUGGCUUUCGAAAAUACCUGAAACGACCCAACCCUUGCGUGUUUUGGAUAUGUGCUGCGGGACCGGCUGCGUUGGUAUUGCCAUCGCCAAGCAUGUGCCCUCCGCACAAGUUACUGCCGUGGAUAUCCUGGAUGAGGCGAUUGGGGCAUCAGAGGAAAAUGCAAAACUGAAUGGGCUUGAAGCGAGUCGCUUUUGCACUUUAAAGAGCGACAUGUUCGAAUCCUUUCUUGUCUCGAAUAGCGGGAGUCUCACCGGAGAGGACACAAAGUUAGACCUCAAGAAGAAAGAACCAGCAGCAGAGCAUGCUGGUUCUUUUGACAUCAUAGUGUCCAAUCCGCCCUACGUGUUGCCGGAUCAGUACACUGAUUUACCACCUGGUAUUAAGUUGUGGGAGUCCAAGUUGGCCUUGGUGGGCGACGAGAAGCGCGAACAGCAGCAGUAUCUUUACUUCCAAGAGCUGUCCGAAUUUGGUUCUUUGUUACUGAAGCCCAAAGCGAUGCGAAACCCUGCGCUUUGCGCAGCGCCAAACAUUGUUAUUGAGGUAGGUCUACAGGCAGAACAGGUUGCGUCCGUCAUGGAGAAGAGUAAACUAUGGGAAAAUGUGGAGAUUCACUUGGAUUACGCGCAGCAGAUGCGAUGGAUUACCGCCUCUUCCUCCCACUAA